Molecule: messenger RNA, 1381 nt
Organism: Syngnathus typhle (broad-nosed pipefish)
Lineage: Eukaryota; Metazoa; Chordata; Actinopteri; Syngnathiformes; Syngnathidae
Product: protamine-like protein
Exons: 1
Coding region: 582-1214 (210 amino acids)
Biological process (GO): nucleosome assembly
Cellular component (GO): nucleosome
Molecular function (GO): DNA binding
Source: RefSeq, a predicted model, not a curated record
GAACACGUAAGGGAAUUUUUGCAGUUUUAAUCUUCAAUCAAAAUAACAUAACCAUCGGCUUGUGCGAACACGAGAAUAAAAAUGGUUGAUGUUUGUUUAAAAACAAAACAAAAACAACCCGUUUUGCACAAACACGUUUUAUUUGAAAUUAAGCUUCGCAUUGCUCUGAAAAUGUGAGCUUCCAGUGGAUCACGUGAAUUCAAACUUCCAUAUUCCGUUGCCUCCCGUGACAACUGAUUAAUUCGUUGCGGCAUGACGUCGUAAGCGUGAUGACAUUCGCUGAACAUUACGACUUGUCAAUUCAGACGUCACGGGUGCCACUUGCGUAAUUACGCAUCAGACUUUGUACUAAAGACUCAAAUCGCUCUCAAACUCUCACGUACAGAGAGAAACCCCCCACCACCAAACAUUAUGAAAUGCCUUUUCAAUAACUCACGAGGACAUCUGCAUGGAGUGUUUAGGUGGAUAAGACGCAUAGCUUGCAGCUCAACGUCAAACAAAACAAGAAAAAAAAUACAUAUCGUUUGGAUUAGGACAUCCUUUUCAAGACUGGUGUUUGCAUUUGGACGUACUUGAUUAGAAUGCAGGAGCAUCCCACAAUGUCUGUGUCAAUUGCACCCAAAUCUCCGCGGAGACCGAGGAAGAGGACCGGCCCCACGGUGUCCAUCCUCAUCCUAAACGCCAUUUCCUCCUACGGGGGUUCGCGCGGCGUGUCCCUGGUGGCCCUCAAGAAGGCGCUGAACGCCAGCGGCUACGACGUGCCCAGGAACCGAGCUCGGAUCCGCCUCGCUCUGCGCAGGCUGGUGGCCCGAAACGUCAUCAUGCGCACCAGGGGCAAAGGGGCUUCUGGAUCCUUCAAACUCAACCCCAAACCGCCCGGGGCUCGCAAAAAGGGGGCUGUGAGGGCGGAGAGGAGGCCCAAGAAGAAGAGGAGGAGGGCACAGUCGAGGGCGAGGGGGAAAGGAAAAGCGAAAGGGAAGAGGAGAAAGGCCCAGGGGAGAAGGGCCAAGAGGGGGCGCUCCAGGAGAAGACGCAAGAAGGCCACUCCUGCGCGAAAGCGGUCGACCAAGAAGAGGAGGAGAAGGAGAAGGGCCCCGAGAAGGACCCCGAGAAGGAAGACGCCAAAGAGAACCAGGAGGAUCCGACGGAAGCGGCCCAAAUCAGCCAAGGUCCAAAAUAGGAGGCGGAGUAGGACGAGCAGAAGGGUGUACUAAUGCUCCUUGGCAUUCCUGGCAUCUUAAGAAUCACGUGGACCAUUUAUUUAUGAAGUUAUUUUGUCUAUGCUAUCUGUCCUUCUGUAAUAGGAAAUAAUAACCCUGCUGUUUCAGCAAUUCCCUUCCUUAUUGUCCAUGUUGUGAACAAUAAAACUCAUUUAACUGAA